AUGAGAUCGCUGCCCCGACGGCCACGGCUCGCGGUUGUCCUCGCCUGUUCGGGGAUCACUCUUCUCACCACAGACCUCCUGGCAUUGCUGCUUCUCUCGUUCCUAAGGACUCCGCCUCAGCAGUGUCGGGGCCACCUCCCUUUCCGUGAUGCCAUAAAUAAACAGCAUCCUGCCGGAGGACACACUAUAGCUGGAGAUUUUAAUCAGGCAGACCUAAAAACAGCACUUCCACACUUCUUCCAGCAUGUCAAAUGCCUGACCAGAGGGGAUAACACACUCGAUCGUGUGUACAUCAACAUGCAAACAGAGCCAUUCCUCCACCCCCCAGAUGAGGAAACGAUCGCACUUCAGUCGGAACUGGAGGCUGUGGAGAAGCAGAUCCAGGAUCUACUAGAGAAGCAGACACGCCUGCGAGAACGAAAAACGGCGCUGGAAACAUCCAGAGCUGAUGCUCGCAAAUCCACGGUAAGUUUUCAUCGCGAUUUUAAUACUCCUUCCACUUCUACUCCGCGUGUUUCUCUGCACAGAGCCCAGGUUUCGAGAACACGGUCAGCCCAAAUGAACUUCACUCCUGCACCGGCACACCCACGGCGAAAGGCGCGAGCCAGGACUGGAGCGAUGACCCAACCGCCGCCACCGGUCUUCGAGAUCCCGACCAGGAACCGCUUUGCCGCCCUCUGCGAGACGGAAUGCAACGCUGUGGUCAUCGGAGACUCAAUCGUCCGGAACGUACGCGCUUCCUCCACUAAAGGUAAGGUGCGCACUCAUUGUUUUCCUGGCGCCCGUGUUCUUGAUGUCUCUGCGCAGGUACCUGCGAUCCUGAAGGACGAUGCUAACGUCGGAGCUGUCGUGCUGCACGCGGGGGUGAAUGACGUCAGGAUGAGGCAGUCGGAGAUCCUGAAGAGGGACUUCAGGAGUCUGAUCGAGACGGUACGCAACGCAUCGCCCACGGCGAGGAUCAUCGUAUCAGGGCCGCUUCCUACCUACCGACGAGGGAAUGAAAAGUUCAGUAGACUAUUUGCUCUAAAUAAAUGGUUGAUGUCAUGGUGUAUUGAACAGAAGCUGCUCUUUGUUAAUAAUUUUGAUCUGUUCUGGGAGCGACCUAGGCUCUUCCGCCCUGACGGCCUGCACCCCAGCAGCAUCGGAGCGGUUCUUCUGUCUGACAACAUCUCAAAGACGCUACGCACCGCUUGACUACGUCUCCCAGCGGGAGAGAUUCCGCCAGGCCCAGAUGAACGUCAUAUGCCCAUCCACAACUAGAGAUUACGCCAGCUACAUCGGAAAAUCCCGUGCCAUCCUCCUGCGAGAGCCUGCGGACUGACUGACCAUCCAACUCCAUCCAAGGCAAUUCCAUCACCACCCAAGAAAAAGGCGACCAUCUGGCCGGCCCAGCUCAGACAAUUCCAUCCCCAACCGAGAGCAAAGACGGACUACCUGUCACAUAAAUGCUAAAUUUACAAUACUUGGUAUUUAAUGCUAAACUUACAUCACACGACAGCAGUUUGAAGUUAUGGCUGCACUCAGUGACUUUGAUUGGAGGUAGCUGGGUGGGUGUUGUAGGGAGUGGGGGGGGCUUGUUGGUUGUGGUUCGGGGCGUUUCAUUUGUUGGGACUGUGUGGGUCUGGUCUGGUUGGUCUUGUUUUGUGGUCGAUGUCGGACAACAGAGGAAUAAAGUUAAUUAUGCCAUUACUACUUUUCCCUGGUUGUUCCUCUGUUGUCUGUUGUUGAUCGCGGAAUGGGACCGGGUUGGACCUGCACGGUUUCGGCGGGUGGGGCUUCCUGGGUCGCGGCUCGUGGGCUCUCCCUGUUCUUCGUGGACGUUGCUCGGUGGCUUUGGUCGGGGUCACUGAGUGCAGCUAUGACACGUCAGAGGAGAUCUGGCCCUCCCGGCUGAGCCUGGUUUCUCCCGAGGUUUUUUUUUCUCCAUUAUUCAGCAUUGGAGUUUGGGUUCCUCGCCACAGCAGAGCAGUGCAGUGUUGGCUUGCUCACCGGGAGACUGCAUUUAUUUAUUUAUUUACUCAUUUAUUUAUUAGAUAUUAUUUAUUAAUGAUCUUGCUUGGUCUAUAAACACCAUGCACUGUGCUGUGUUUUACCUUUCUGUGUUUUUCUUAUUUGCUCCUGUAAAGCUGCUUUGGAACAAUGCACAUUUUGAAAAGCGCUAUAUAAAUAAUAUUGAAUUGAAUUUUACUUAAUUUAUCUCAUUUAUUACAUUGUUCAUUUAUCAUAUGUAUUAAUUAAUUUAUUUUAUUAUUCACUUUUAUUCAUAUUAUUUGUUACAUUUCGUCCUUACUUUCAAUAUUGUUUAACCUCGUUGGGAGUUGUAUUGUCUCUUAUGCUGAUAUGAGUUUCCAAUGGUCUCCAUCUCAAGGUUCAUAAUAACGUCAGGAGACAAUGUUUUGAUACUGUAAUCUUGCAUGUUUAACAACACCUAUUGAAUCUGUUUCUAGUCAGACGAAGUUUGACAGAGCUAGACUGAGCAUUAAAGCACAACUGAGAUUAUUCAA
Triplophysa rosa is the source of this 2504-nucleotide messenger RNA. RefSeq lists its product as uncharacterized. The record is from RefSeq and is a predicted model, not a curated record. The transcript is spliced from 5 exons. The coding region runs from base 1 to 1194 and encodes 397 amino acids. Lineage: Eukaryota; Metazoa; Chordata; Actinopteri; Cypriniformes; Nemacheilidae.